This is a messenger RNA of Owenia fusiformis, 1431 nucleotides long. NCBI's taxonomy places the organism in Eukaryota, Metazoa, Annelida, Polychaeta, Sabellida, Oweniidae. The record is from the annotation of a GenBank genome assembly.
AUUCGAUUAAAUGCGUGUCGAUCAAUUAAUCGAUGAUCGAUUAAAAAUUCACACCUCUACUAUGCGCGUUUGUAGCACGUGAUGUUGAAACAUCGUUUUCUACUGGCUCUUCACUUGUACUUGGUCUUGCAGUUGCCGGAUUGAUAUGUGGGGAUAGCGUCGGCGGAUUGGCAUCUGGAAUAUCUGGAGGCAAUUCUUGUUGAUGCAUGGUUACCUAAAAAGAAUACGUCCCAAAACAGUAUGCUGGUGUCCAUAUCUUCCAAGAGAGAGAAUUGAUGUACAUACAACAGUUCACAUUAUACAGCAUCCUUUUGAGGUUUCCCGUUGCCUUCAGACCGCUCGUAUUCUUGAACAUGGACUUGCUCCUGGCAAAUGUACAGUAUAUGUGGGGAAAAGAAUUUCAUAUAAAAAGCAUCCUAGGUUAGAGACCCUCUUGAAAUCCCCAGAAACACUUCUUUUAUACCCAGGCCCAAAGGCAGUUGACAUAGCAACCAUGCCACAGGACAGGAAGUACAACAUAGUUCUGCUGGAUGGCACCUGGCCACAAGCAGGUGGGAUCUACCAUCAGAAUACUAUGUUACAUUGCUUAAAACAGGUAAAACUAUGCAACACUGGGACUAGUAAAUAUGUGAUACGGACCCAACCCAGUGAUGGCUGUUUAUCAACUUUAGAGACUGCAGUCACUGCUAUAGCAAUAUUGGAGAACAGGCCUGAUAUUAUAGAGCCUUUAACGAGGCCAAUGUCAGCUUUGUGUGACUUUCAAAUGGAACAUGGAGCUGUAAUGCACCACAGCAAGCAGUACCUCAUUGACAAUGGUCUCUAUAAGAAACAAAAUUCAACAGGGGAUAAUCAAAAAUCAGUAAAUGACUCCAACAAAAGGGAAAAUGAACAGAAUAAUCAUCUGAAGGAACCGAUUGAAAUUGAUGAUGAAAAUAGUUUACGUGAUAAUUUUUAGUAUAGAAUAGGAAUAUGCUCAUGUUUAUUAUCGAGUAGGAAUGGCCACAUCAGACACAUCUUCAUAGACAUUUGCUGCAUUGAUUCAAAAUUAAAUUAUGAAUCAAUUUUGGGGUUUCAGUUCAGAAACCUUACGGCUGUUCAAUUUAUUUCUCUUACAACAGGAGUUUUAUUUCUCAAUUGAAAAACUUAUAUUGUUUGUUUACUGUAUCCACUUAAUAUUUCAGCAAAUAUAAUUACUCAUCAAAUUCAAUUCAACAAACAUCAAACUUAAUUUUAAAGCUCUGUUCAUCCAUGGGCAUGUCAUUUAAGAUCAUUUAGGAGAGGGUGUUUGCUCAUUAUUAGUAAAUUAGAUGGGUCCAGGACUCACAUGUUAAAUUCACCAAAUUGUUUUUAUUUUCAAUAAAAUGUUGUACAUAAAUGUCACUGCACAUGCUAAGGAACAUUAUAUAAAAUAAAUGUUUACACGUUAAAAAU